AUGGCCAUCGAAAUCAAACCCCUUCCACCACAGGAAGGCCGCGACACCGACUUCGGCGCGGAAGUGUAUAAUGUCGAUUUGGAGAAUCUCUCGGACUCCGACUUUGAAACCAUUCACAACGCAUUAUACAAAAACCUCGUCCUCGUAUUCAAAAACCAAUCCCAUCUCUCCCCAAAAGCACAAUACACCCUCACAAACCGGUUCGACCCAUCCGCGCAAACCUACGGCCACGGAACAUCCAUUCCCACGGCAAAGAAGUCCAUUCUGCACCCAGACCUGAAAACAGUUCCGCACCAGCCUCAAGUCCAGGUCAUCGGACAUGGCUUCGUACCCGAAUAUGAAGGAUUAAAGAAUAUUCAGCUCAAACAUCCCCAUCAUAAGACGUUUCAUAGGGACGCGAUUCCUGAGGAGAAGGAUUUGGAUUUCACCCGCUUUUAUAGAUGGCAUAUUGAUGCCGCGCUGUAUGAGCUAUAUCCGCCUAAGGUUACGACAUUGUUGGCUGUGACGGUACCUAAAGGACGACGGCAGACGUUGCUUUAUGAUGAUGGCUCUGGGGAGACGUUGGAUGUGCCGCUUGGUACGACGGCAUUUGUGAGCGGGGAGAGGAUGUAUGAGAUCCUCUCGGAUGAGGAAAAGGAGUUUGUUAAUGGGAGUCGGGUUGAAUAUGCGCCUCAUCCGUACAUCUGGAUGAACCAAUGCAGAGCCCUCCCCACCGGACUAGGCCUCUAUAGCGAGGGCAGGGAACUCCCCCUCUCUGACCUCCCUGAGAUUGACGAAUCCAAGAUUCAAAUCUUACCGAUGGUCUGGAAGAACCCAGUGACAGGUAAUCCGGCACUGCAGAUCCAUCCGUCGGCAGUGAGGAAGAUCCACCGCGCAGAUGGAAGCGUGAUUGAUGACCUCGCUACCGUCCGAGACAUCGUGUAUAAACUGCAGAGACCCGCUAUUAGCCCCAAGUAUGUGUAUCCGCAUGAUUGGGAGGAAGGGGAUCUAGUCCUCUUUCAUAAUCGGGGCUUGCUACAUUCUGUCGUUGGUGCGUUUGGGGAGGGAGAAGUGAGGAUUUUCAGACAGUGUAAUUUGGCGGCAGGGGAGAGUGUUUAA
Molecule: messenger RNA, 1098 nt
Organism: Aspergillus wentii DTO 134E9
Lineage: Eukaryota; Fungi; Ascomycota; Eurotiomycetes; Eurotiales; Aspergillaceae
Product: TauD/TfdA family dioxygenase
Exons: 3
Coding region: 1-1098 (365 amino acids)
Molecular function (GO): oxidoreductase activity
Source: RefSeq, a predicted model, not a curated record